AUGGAAUCAGGGCCUGCUCUCGAGUCUCAAAAACCCCCACUCCAGGUCGAAACUCCAGAUUCAGACAAGGAGGACGACCAAACUCUCAAACCUCAACAAUCAAACUCUUACGACAUUCCGACAUGGCGCAAAUGUCUCAUUCUCUUCAUCGUCAGCUGGAUGACCCUGGCCGUCACUUUUUCCAGCACCUCGCUACUGCCCGCAACUCCGGAAAUUGCUUCCGAGUUCUCGACCACCACCGAGAUGUUGAAUGUCACUAAUGCCGGGGUCUUGGUCGCCAUGGGCUUCUCGUCGUUUCUCUGGGGUCCUAUUGCCAAUCUCUUUGGUCGCAAAACUGCCUACAAUGCAGCCAUCCUGGUGCUUUGCGCUUGUUCGGCCGGGACCGCCGCGUCGAUUAAUUUGGGCAUGUUUAUUGCAAUGCGCUUGCUGGGCGGCUUCACGGGGACGUUCUUCAUGGUCGCUGGACAGACUAUUAUCGCAGAUAUCUUUGAGCCGGUGGUGCGCGGAACUGCCGUGGGAUUCUUUAUGGUCGGGUCUGUCAGUGGUCCUGCAAUUGGACCCUGCGUUGGUGGCAUCAUCGUCACCUUUGCUCACUGGCGCAUUAUAUACUGGAUGCAGUUCGGCAUGACCUUGUUUGGUCUUGUUCUGUCUAUGCUUUUUGUGCCGAGAAUUCGAGAAAAGAAGCAAACCGCAGAUUCCAGUGAGCGCUGGACGCUCGGCUCCAUCGUGAGAAUGUUCAACCCGCUCCGCAUCUUCCGUCAUUUCGUCUACCCGAAUGUGUUCCUUGCAAACUUCACCUGCGGCCUUCUUUCGACCUUCCAAUACGGUCUACUCACCUCAGCGCGCACCAUCUUCAACCCACGUUUCCACCUGAACUCUCCUCUCGUGAGCGGCCUGUUUUAUCUCUCCCCUGGCAUCGGCUUCCUCAUUGGCAGCGUUCUCGGUGGCAAAUUGUCCGACCGCGCCGUGAAGCGGUGGAUCCAGAAACGGAACGGUGUGCGCCUCCCCCAAGACCGUCUGAACAGUGGUCUGGCUACGCUGUUCGGCGUGGUGCCGAUCUCGGCCCUGAUCUAUGGCUGGACACUGCAGGAACAGGUGGGCGGUAUGCCGGUGCCGAUUAUCAGUGCAUUUUUUGCCGGUGUCGGGUUGUUAGGCUCGUUUAAUGGGUUAAACACAUACUCAGCUGAGGUCAUGCCUCAUGCGCGCUCGGAGGUCAUCAGUGGCAAGUACGUCGUGCAGUAUGUUUUUGCGGCGGCGGCGACAGCGGCUGUUGUGCCGCUGAUUGAUUCUAUUGGUGUGGGAUGGACAUUUACUAUUUGUGUCAUCUUCGCCAUUAUAAGCGGAUUCCUGGUCCUCAGCAUUACGAAAUGGGGUCUCGAUAUGCAGCGAUGGGCCGAAAGGAAAUUCGGCAUUGAUGCAAAGCCUUGA
Molecule: messenger RNA, 1428 nt
Organism: Penicillium alfredii
Lineage: Eukaryota; Fungi; Ascomycota; Eurotiomycetes; Eurotiales; Aspergillaceae
Product: putative MFS transporter
Exons: 6
Coding region: 1-1428 (475 amino acids)
Biological process (GO): transmembrane transport
Molecular function (GO): transmembrane transporter activity
Source: RefSeq, a predicted model, not a curated record